GGGACCUGUAGUUUAGUCCUCGCGACUACUCUACACUCGUUCUCAUGCUGCCGCGGCAUCUAUACACGCUUGUGUUUACGUUCCUGCUGCAAAGUGGUGCGGAGGCGAGCGGCCCACAGACUUCAUUAGCAGGCGGAGGGCUUGGAAAGAAGGAACAAGUGCAGGACGUGCUAGAUCACAAGCCGGUGACAGAAGCAUCCUGCAAACAGUUCCCGACUGGUCCAAUAGACACGACUUCGUGCGACUUCGAGACAGUCGAAAGCGUGAACGAUGCCCUCUACACUCAUCUUCAUGAUCUCGUGCAAACGCCGUUCUUCAAGUACUUCAGAGUGGAUCUUUACCGUGACUGUCCCUUCUGGCAGGAGCAUGGUCUUUGUAUGAAUAGAGAAUGUGGGAUUACGACUGUGGACGAGAAAGAGAUACCUGAAAUUUGGAGGGCGGCUGCGCUGAGUAAGGUCGAGAUACCACAUAAAGACCAGCUGCAUCACUUACCGGGAUGCUACUACAGAGAUUCGGAUUUCUGCUUCUUAGAUGAUAUGUCCGAGGGUGAUUACGUAGACCUCACGCUCAACCCCGAACGUUUCACCGGCUAUACAGGACCGUCAGCGCAUCGCGUUUGGAGUUCAAUAUACGAAGAGAACUGCUUUGGUGUCUCCCACUUUGAUACGCUUGGUGCAUUCACGGAAGAAGAGGAGGCAAAGACCUGUCUCGAACAACGGGUGUAUUACAAAAUCAUUUCAGGCCUUCACACAAGCAUUUCAACGCACAUCUGUUAUGACAACUUCAACCAGUCCACAGGCGAAUGGGGUCCAAACCUCCAAUGCUUCAUCGACCGUGUCGCGUCCCACCCCGAACGCUUGGAGUACAUGUACUUCAACACAGUCUUACUCCUCCGGGCAGUUGCUCGCAUAGGCCCCUAUCUUUCGGCAUAUGACUAUUGCGGUGGCACCGGAAACCACGAGACCGAUCCGUACACCUUAGGUGAACUGAACAGUGUAAUCAAUAUCGCACAGAAUGUCGGUAAAUUCGACGAAAAGACUCUGUUCCGUGGGCCGAAUGCAGAGAUCCUGAAAGAAGAGUUUAAGCAGCACUUCCGCAACGUUUCACGCAUCAUGGAUUGCGUGGGCUGCGACAAGUGCCGUCUCUGGGGCAAGGUCCAGACCUCCGGUGUAGGCACCGCUCUGAAGAUCCUCUUCGAACUCGAUGAGAAAGCUCUCGACCCGAAGCUAAACCACAAUUUGCUCUCACGCUCUGAGGUUGUUGCUCUAAUAAACACGCUGCACCGCUUCACAGAGAGUCUGCAUGCCGUGAACGAGUUCAGGGACAUGUGGCAGCGCGAGGAAACCGCUCAGAAGGGCAAGCUACUCGAGAAGGUUGAUGACGCGUCAUCACCGCGGCAAUCCCCUCUGGCUGGUAGCGACGUUCUCAGGUACGAACUGCUUGCAGACCUGCAACGCUGGCUGCGCGUAUGCAAGCAGAGCACAGUAUUCUGCGUGAGAGGCAUCUUGGCCGGUCUCCGGAGCGCGAUAGAGGCUGUUACAAAGCUGUUCCAGCUCUCCGGUAAGGAUCGUGCACCGCAUAUCGAGUUCUAGCGUCGUGUCUCUUUUUGUCUGUCCGCUUCCCAGGCUAGUAUUACAAUUCGCAAUACUCCAAUGAUGCACAUUGAUGCACGCUUCC
Molecule: messenger RNA, 1677 nt
Organism: Phanerochaete carnosa HHB-10118-sp
Lineage: Eukaryota; Fungi; Basidiomycota; Agaricomycetes; Polyporales; Phanerochaetaceae
Exons: 8
Coding region: 45-1592 (515 amino acids)
Biological process (GO): protein folding in endoplasmic reticulum
Cellular component (GO): endoplasmic reticulum; endoplasmic reticulum membrane
Molecular function (GO): thiol oxidase activity; FAD binding; protein-disulfide reductase activity
Source: RefSeq, a predicted model, not a curated record